CGAUGUAUAAUUAAUGAACCAGGCGUCUCUGUGUCUUGUGCUAUCUGGUCCAAUGUGUUCCCAAUUGUCAGUCUUCCUUCGGCAUUGAAACGUACAGGUUGUGCAGUUGUACGAUCAUGAUGUCUAAGUGGUUCCUUGUGUUUCUUUUGGCAUUAGAAUGCCAGAACUUCACCGCUGGCUUGGGUAAUUUUAUUGAUGUAAACAAAUUCAAGGUGUUCUACGAUCCGAAUACGAAAUUGGCAUUAAAAGGUGUAUUGGAGAAGGUCGGUCGUGAUCCUUUUCCUGGGAUUGGUUUUCGUGGUGUAAAAUGUAACUGCGAUCAGUCAACAAUUAAUUUCACGUGUGAAUGCUGUGGUGGUCUCAAUAUAACUAGAUUUAAUUUCGAGCGUAAUGCUUGCACUAAUUUAACUUUUUACUCCGAAGAAAUGGCCAUUAAAGUCAAAUUUAUAGUAAAUGACAAAGAACUUGCUACAGGUUCUAUAUCUGGAAAAAAUCCACCACCAUUUUGCGUGCCUGUUUAUGCUCCUUUUGUAACUCUCUGCGUGCGUGCCUACGAUAUUCAUAUGAUCGGCCAUAAUUUGCAUGCAUGCGUUGACUUGGAGGCACUUGUGUGGGGAUGGCCGGUUCUGACUUUACAUUUUGAUUGCAUAAAAGCCGGCCAGGAUGGAAUUUCUUGGAUAAAGCCUGAAAAUGGCAAUAAUGCUACCACCAUAGCGCCGCUCGGGAUGAUUCAAGCAGAAGUGAACGGACCGGAAAUAUACGAUCCAGUAAAUUUUGAGUCUCCAAAUGAAUCUCCAAACAAUCCUUUGAAUAUAAUGCCCGGGGAAGGAAAUAACAUAGGCCAGUUAAAGCUGUAAUGUCUACAAAAUUAUAAUCUUAUAUACAUGCAGAAAAAUGUUAUGAUAAUCUUGUAAAAUCUUGUAAAAAAAUGUAUUUUUCACUACCUGUGCACCGAAAGUGGUCCUUCUCUCACCUAUCAAUUUACAUUCAAGGACAACAUUUCGAUGUAUAGGUAACAAAAAAUAUUGUAUGCGACGUUGGCUAUUGUCCACACGUGAGGGUGAACGCACUCACGGGCAAUUAAUAGAAUCACCGUACUUGUUGCACAAAUAACUAUACUAUAUUAUAUAUUUAUCUUAAUUAUAUUUUAUUUAUUGUUAUGU
Messenger RNA from Monomorium pharaonis (pharaoh ant), 1163 nucleotides. RefSeq lists its product as uncharacterized. The record is from RefSeq and is a predicted model, not a curated record. The transcript has 3 exons. The coding region runs from base 117 to 857 and encodes 246 amino acids. Lineage: Eukaryota; Metazoa; Arthropoda; Insecta; Hymenoptera; Formicidae.